AUGAGUUGUGUGGAGGGUCUGUGGCGCAGUAAGAAAAAGUUCAUCUGGAGCAGAAGGAGAAGGAGAAACAGCCCUGACAUCACUCGUCCUACCUUCACAGAUGAUGUACCAUCCAGGGAGCGCAGAAGCAGUCUUGGAUAUUUGCCACCUUCAAUGUCUGAGCUGAGGGUUGUUCUGCUGGGGAACAGCUGGUCUGAGAGGAGUUCAGUGGGGAAUUUCAUACUGGGAGAAACUGUGUUCAACAAUGAGGAAGAAUUAGAUCGCUGUCUGAGAGUCAGAGGACUGAUUCAGGAGAAGAAAAUAGCUCUCAUCAACACCCCAGAUCUGCUGCAUCCAAACAUCUCUGAAGACAAACUGAGAGAAAAUGUAGAAACCUGUGUGAGACUCUCUGAUCCUGGACCUCAUGUGUUCCUGCUGGUUCUACAGCCUGAAGACUUCACUGAGCAACACAACAAGAGUCUACAAUCAAUCCUUGAACUCUUUAGUGAUCAAUCAUUUGAUCAUUCAGUGAUUCUGAUAUCAACACAAAGAGAGGAGAGUUCAGGUUUGAUGGAGAAAUAUGAGGAACAUCCACAGUUAGGAGACAUGAUCAGAAAAUGUAGAUCCAAGUUAUUUUGGCAGAAGAACCUUGAACGUCCAGAGGUGUUAGAGAUCAUGGACCAAAUUGUGAAUGAAAACAAUGGAAAUCAUGUGAGCUGUGAAGCAUUUGAGGAAGCAGCAUCUGAUUUGAAACAAGAGGAAACACGCAGGACCAACUUAGAUGCUGUGAAAGCUGCUGGUGAGUUCAGAAACAUUUUUACUUAUUUAAACCUGGUUCUGUCUGGGAGGAGAGGAGCAGAGAAGACUUCAGCAGCCAAGGCCAUUUUAGGUCAGACAGAGCUUCAUUCAGUCUCCAGCUCAUCAGAGUGUGUUAAACAUCAGGGAGAUGUGUGUGGAUGUUGGGUUUCUCUAGUGGAGCUGCCUGCCUUGUAUGGAGAACCUCAGGAGGCAGUGAUGGAAGAAUCACUCAGGUGUAUCUCCCUCUGUGAUCCUGAGGGUGUCCAUGCCUUCAUCCUGGUCCUACCUGUGGGUCCCCUCACUGAUGAAGACAAGGGAGAGUUAAAGACCAUCCAGAACACAUUCAACUCUCGAGUCAAUGACUUCACCAUGAUUCUGUUCACUGUGGAGUCAGAUCCUACAUCUCCAGCUGUUGAUGACUUUGUACGAAAGAACAAAGAGAUCCAGGAGCUCUGUCAGAGCUGUGGAGGAAGAUAUGUUGUUCUCAACAUCAAGAACAAGCAGCAGAUCUCUGAGGUGUUGGAUACUGUGGAGAAGAUGAGACAGUCUGAAAAUAAACCAUGUUGCUAUACAACAGAGACCUUUGCAUGUGCCCAGAAGGAUAAAGUCAUACAACAACAAGCUGAACUUGAGAGGCUGAAAAAGAAGAUCAAAAUCUAUUGUGAUGAUGAGAAACAGAGCUCAGAGUGUCUCAGGAUUGUUCUGAUAGGGAAGUCUGGCAGUGGAAAGAGCUCUACAGGAAACACCAUUCUGGGAAGAGAUGAGUUUAAAGCUGAAUCAAGUCAAACAUCAGUCACCAAACAGUGUCAGAAAGCAGAGAGUGAAGUGGACGGUCGUCAUGUCGUCGUGGUCGACACUCCUGGUCUGUUUGACUCCACUUUGUCCCAUGAAGAGGUUAAUGAGGAGAUGGUGAAAUGCAUCCGUCUUCUGGCUCCAGGACCACAUGUCUUCCUGUUGGUGUUACAGAUUGGUCGACUCACACCAGAAGAGAAAGAGACAUUAAAACUCAUCAAGGAAGGCUUUGGGAAGGAUUCAGAAACGUUCACCAUCAUUCUUUUCACAAGAGGAGAUGACCUUGAGCGAAGCAAGCAGUCCAUUGAAGAUUACAUUAAAGAAGACUGUGAUGAUUCCUUUAAGAAGCUGGUUGCUGACUGUGGACAAAGAUACCAUGUGUUUAAUAACUGUGAUAAACAAAACCGCACACAAGUCAGUGAGCUGAUAAACAAGAUUGACUCCAUGGUGAAGAAAAAUGGCGGCAGCUGCUACACCAAUGAGAUGCUGGAAGAGACCGAGACAGCAAUAAAGAAGGAAAUGGAGAAGAUCCUGAAGGAGAAGGAAGACGAGAUGAAGAGAGAUAGGGAGGAACUUAAAAGAAAACAUGAGGAAGAAAUGGAGACAAUGAAAAGAGGAAUGGAAGAACAGAGAGCAGAGAUUGAACAGGAGAGAGAACUGAGAGAGAAACAACUUCAGGAAAUGAAGGAAAAGAUUCAGAAGGAAAGAGAAGAGAGAAAGAAAGAACAGGAAAAGAGAGAAGAAGAAGACAAGAAGAGGAGAGAACAGGAAGAAAUUCAGCGACAGGAGUGGGAACAGAAACUUGCAGCUUUGGAGGAAAAGAUAAAAACAGAAUCAGAGGAAAAAGAAAUGAUUGAUAAAGAGUUGAUGGAGAACAGAGAAGAGAUGAGAAAAGAACGAGAGAACUGGGAGAAGAAACAAAAAGAAAUGUGGGACAAACGAAAGCAAGAAGAUGAACUGAGACGAGAGGAGGAACAGAGAAGAAUGAAAAAGCUCCAAGAAGAAUUUGAACAGGAAAGAAAAGAAAAUGAAAAGAAAAGGAAAGAAGAAGAUAGAGUCAGAAUGGAAAAAGAGGAAAAGGACAGAAAAGAUUUAGAGGAAAAGUACAAGAAACAACUGGAGGAAAGAAAGAAGACACAUGAAGAAGAAGUGAGAAAACAAACUGAAGAAUUAAAUGAGUUCAGAGAAAAAAUCAACAAAGAAGUUUCAGCUCUGAAAGAAAAACAUGAAGAAGAAGUGGAAGCUUUGAGGAAACAACAUGAGACACAAACGUGUGAAAGAGAAGAAAAACACAAAGACUCAGAAAAUCUCUAUAAUCUUAAAGAACAAGAACUAAAAGAAGAAAUGGAGCAAAAAGAAAAACAACUAAAAGAAGAGCUGGAGGCAAAAGAAAAAGAACUCAAAGAAGAACUGAAACACAAAGAAAAACAACUAAAAGAAGAACUGGAGAUAAAAGAAAAAGAACUCAAAGAAGAACUGAAACGAAAAGAAAAAGAACUCAAAGAAGAACUGGAGAUAAAAGAAAAAGAACUUAAAGAAGAACUGAAACGAAAAGAAAAAGAACUCAAAGAAGAAAUGGAGAUAAAAGAAAAACAACGCAAAGAAGAACUGGAGAUAAAAGAAAAAGAACUUAAAGAAGAACUGAAACGAAAAGAAAAAGAACUGAAAGAAGAAAUGGAGACAAAAGAAAAA
This is a messenger RNA of Scomber japonicus (chub mackerel), 3261 nucleotides long. RefSeq names its product GTPase IMAP family member 8-like. The annotation marks the transcript as partial. NCBI's taxonomy places the organism in Eukaryota, Metazoa, Chordata, Actinopteri, Scombriformes, Scombridae. Gene Ontology annotation, molecular function: GTP binding. The transcript is spliced from 9 exons. The record is from RefSeq and is a predicted model, not a curated record.